AUGGGCGAUGCGUCAGAGGGACGCGCGAUUCGCGUCACCUACGCGACGCAUACCUCGCCGCAGUCUGCGGCAUUGCUGAGCCAUGUGACAGGACUGCUAAAGCAGCAGUUUCCCCUGCGCAACGUGCACUGGCGGCCGUCGCCCGCCACGCGCUCGCUGCGGCCCCCGGCGACGCGCGCUGCGGGUUCGGUGGCCUUGUCGCCCCAUGCGAUCCGCACGCUGCAGAUGCUUCCUGUAGACCUCGUGCCGUUGCAGAACGUGGUGAAUGCGGACCGCCGCAAGCCGGUGCUCGAGCGCACGCCGUGCGUGCACCUGUUCUUUGUCGCCUGCGACGACAACGACGUGUACCGCAGCAAAGUGCGCAACGAAGUGCGAAACUGGAUAGCGUCGCUCCCGGCGUGCAUGCCACAGGACUUUGCAGGGCUUCGCGUGACGCAGGACGAGGGGCGCGAGGUGCAGGCGUCGAUCGAGCCCGAGUUUCUCAUCGUGCUCGUGCGCCCGAUGCAAGAUGCGACGCCGCCCGCGCCGCCAAGCGUGGGGGCUGGGAUGCACCCGGCCAUGGCACACACCUCAUCGUCGGGGGCUUCGGCCGCGUCCAAGGGGGCGAUGGGGCGCUUCUACAAUAUGAACAAGGGAACGGUCCUCGAAAAGCUCAAGGCCGACUUUAACUCGACGACGCACGAGCGCGUUGUGCACCUCGCCAAGCUCCCGGCGGGGGGACAGGUGCCGGCAAACGACCCGGUGAUCUGGAUCGAGCUCAUGGCGCGCAUGAAGGAGAACGUCGCCAACACGAUAGGCAACCUCGUCGAGCUCCAGGACCGCACCAUCACCGCGUACGACCAGAUGCACGGCCAGCCAGGCUGGAGCUUUUGCGGCUCGCUCGCACGCACAGAACGGCUCAUCGAGACGCUGGAGCGUGUCGAGCUGAUGGAGGACAGCCUCGCGCUCUACGACGAGCUCGACCAGCGCCUCGCAGUGGGGCUUGCCGACGGCAGUGCGCACGUCAAGCGCAUCGGCGGCACGGAUCCGGGAGACGACAGCCUCCUGCUCCUCGGGCCGCUGCGCAAGCCGUAUCAGUCGCUGCUCGAGCAAGAGACCAUCUCGCUGUUUGACCUGCGCUGCUACCUCUUUGCACAGCGGGCCAUGCUCCUCGGCACGCUGGGGCACGUCGUCAAGGUCAUGCAGGCGACGCCGGCAUUUAUCGCGAGCAUCGCACAAAUGUACGCACAGCACGGCACGCAAGGCCUGCCCCCGUUCUUUGUCGAGGCCUGGUCCUUCUCCGUCUCGCUCGAUGCAGUGGAGCAAUGCCAGGCGUGGCUCGUCGAGCAGACCGCCGAGGACGAUGAGGACGCGGCGAAGCUGCACGCAUUCCACGCCGCCAAGGCCGAGCUGCUUGAGCUGGCGAUUCGGCAGCUCCUGCGCAUCGGCAUCCUCGUCGGCCAUCUGCCCAACGAAGAGCCGUUCUCACUCGCACUCGCAGGGCGCACGCCGGACGCACAGCCUUCCGACGCGCCCAUCACGCGCAAGGAGCUUGCCGAGGCAAUGGCGAGCCGCGACGUGUUUGACUCGCAGCUACGCAACCUCAUCCACCGCUCGGUCCUGGCCGCCUCGCUCAGCCAGCAGCGGAACAGGCUGUUCCGUCUCAAGUUUGUUCUGAGCUGCCUCGAGCUGCUGCGGGGCUCGUACAACGACGCGUCCAAGCUAUUUGACGAGCUCCUGGCGAUGGACCGCCUCGCAUCGUGGGGGCCGCUGCACAGCGCGCUACUCGCCAAGCACCUCGCAUGCCUGCGCCUCCAGCAGCUCGACCACGGGCCGUCGUGGACCGAGGCCAACAUCACCGCGCUCCAGGCGGUGUGCGCGACGCGGUGCCUGCCGCAUGCGCCGCACCACCUCGAUGAAAAGGCGCUACUCGACAAGCUCUGCGCCUCGAGCGAGGCGCUGCAGGCGGACGCGACGCUCGUCGGCUACAAUGGCCUUGCCGUUCAGCUCACUGCUUUUCGCGCAGAGCGCCGCGAUGACGACGAUGGCGCUUGGCUGUCGUGCGACGUCAUUUCGCACCUCCCUUUCUCGUUGGAGGUCGCAGACGUCGGUAUAUGCGUAUCCAACUAUCAGCAGAACCAGCUGUGGUUCCGCAGCGGCGCCAUGACGCUCGAGCCGGGCGUCUCGCAUGCCAAGGUGUACUGCCCGAUGCCAGCCACGGGAUUCUUCCACCUGCAGGCGACGCAGGUUCGCCUAGGCAAGCAUGUGCUUUUGGAGCACAUUGUGCAGGGCGGCGUGUCGCUUUCGACGCUCGCCGAUGCACAACAGCACGAGUACAUCCGGCCCCGUGUCUUUUUGCCGGCGGACGGCGACGCGGCGCGCAUCGACUCGUCGCCCCAGAUGCAUGUGCGCUUCGACGCACAGCGCCACGCGGUACUCGAGGUGCACUCGGGCCGCAAUGCGCUCCGCGCGUCGCUCGUCCUCGAGCCAGGCCCGGGCGUGCAGUUUGCGCCAUACGAUCCCGCGACUUACGCCUUGCGCGCCUCGCAAGGCACGCCGUCGCUCACAGAAAAGGAAGGCACGCUGCACCUCUCCGACGUCCCGCCACACACGACGUGCAAAAUUGAGCUGCCGCUCGCGACGAUCCCGCGUGCUGCGCACUUUGAAAUGAUUGUCGCGAUGCGCUACCAUACGUCGCAGAGCCAUGCCGACGAGCAGCGCACGCUCAUGCGCCGCUUGCAGGUCAGCCUUGCACUGCCCCUCGGCAUCCAUAUCCAGGACCACUUCCGCCUGAGCCAGAUCCUCUCGCGCCUCACGCUCGAGGCGAGCCAUGGGCACUAUGCCCGCACCGCGGCCCCAAGCAUCGUCGCGCCGGAGGAGGCCGAACUCAGUGUCCAGGUACCGUCGGCUGGCAUGACGGUUCUUGCGCCGAACGAGCCGAGUGCAUUCCUCUUGCGCUUCACGCCCAAAGACGGCGUACGUCGCACGGCCAACGCGAAGCCGUUCCGCCUCACUGUGUCGUACCGCAGCCUGCGGGACGAGGCGCUGGCCUCGGUCCUGCACGCCCUCGCGGCGCUCGAGCCAGACUCGGCGCUCUCGGGUGGCGACCUUGUCCUGCUGCACGAGGCGAUUGCACACACCGUCGCCGAGUCGAUGGACGAGGAAGCGUACGCAUGGACCGGACAGCAUUCGAUCGGCACGUACGACCCCGCGUACUGGCAGCGGCACACGCAACGCUGGGGGUGGCCGCGCGACAGUGCCAAAACUAAGGCGAUGCUUGCGCUGAUCGAGGCGCUGUACGAACGCAUGAAGACGCCAGAGGACGUUGCAGCGCUCGUUCCUCCCUCGGGCGAGGCCGUGCAGGCGCCUAGCGACGCGUCCGAGACGCAGCGGCUCGCUUGGAAUGCAGCGCAAGAGCGCCUGCAGUGGCGCACCCUGUCGCUGCCGCUCGAAGUGCCGCUGGUCGAUGCCAUCGCCGCCGUCACGAUGCAGGCGGACUCGACGCGUGUCCUGGUCGGACAGCCCCUCGAAGUGACAAUCACGAUCCAAGUGUCGCUCUGCUGGGGCGCCGAGAAAAGCGCGGUCGCGGCCAGUGGUGUCGCCACGCAUGGAAAGGAAGAAGAAACUCCCAAGACCGACGCUGAGGCUGCGAAAACCGAGGCCAAGGCCCCAGAGGCCGGCGCCGCCGAGCCCGACGCUGCCGAGUCCGACACGCCGACCGACACUUCCUCCGACGCAUCCUCUGCGCAGAAACCAAAAGCCCACUUGCAGUACAACAUUGCGGGCGACUAUGUCCACUGGCUCGUAUGGGGCGACAAAAAGGGCACGCUCGUGCUUCCUGCCGACAGCCUCAGCAGCACGCACACGCUCCGUGCGACGCUGCUGCCGGUGCAUGCCGGCUCGCUUCUCCUGCCGCGCGUGCGUAUCGCACCUGUGGCACCGACCUCUCGUCCUUUCCACUGCGAGACGUACAUGACCAACAGCGCUGCGUGCGUCGACGCUGUGGACCCGCUCACGCCGGACACCUACUGGGUCGACCUGCGCCCUAACGAGCGCCUCGCUGUAUAG
Messenger RNA from Malassezia japonica, 4047 nucleotides. RefSeq lists its product as uncharacterized. NCBI's taxonomy places the organism in Eukaryota, Fungi, Basidiomycota, Malasseziomycetes, Malasseziales, Malasseziaceae. The coding region runs from base 1 to 4047 and encodes 1348 amino acids. The transcript has a single exon. The record is from RefSeq and is a predicted model, not a curated record. Gene Ontology annotation, cellular component: TRAPPII protein complex. Gene Ontology annotation, biological process: early endosome to Golgi transport; intra-Golgi vesicle-mediated transport.